Lachancea mirantina is the source of this 873-nucleotide messenger RNA. NCBI's taxonomy places the organism in Eukaryota, Fungi, Ascomycota, Saccharomycetes, Saccharomycetales, Saccharomycetaceae. The record is from the annotation of a GenBank genome assembly.
AUGUCAGCAUUCCAGGAUGAGCAAGACCUUAAUGAGCAUUUUUCUGACAACCCAGAAUUCGAUACCUGGUGCGACCAGAUAAUGACCAAUCUGUUCGAAAUGAACGGCCAUUUGAGCACACUACAACAGUUUAUCAAGACUUUACAGAAAUGUAGUCGGCAGGGCAAUGUUAGAUCGAAAAUGGUAGAGAACUUGGACACGAAAUCUGUUGCCCACAUUGAAAGUGUGUCCAAACUUUUAAAAGUGGUUAAUGACUUGGUUCACAAGAUAAGCGCGAUUGAAGAACCAACUUUAAAUAGCGCACAGCUAAUCUCUCGAGAAAAACUCGUAAGAGACGUUAAGUUCUCCGUUCAAGGGUUUCAGACUGCGCAAAAAAGCUAUACCCAGGUCUCCAAGGCCAUCAACGACCAAGCCAAGGCCUCGUUGUCCGAGGAACGAAAUCUUGGCAUUGCAGCCGACAGCAACACCGUGGCUCUCGAGGGAGAACUGGGGCUCGCUACCACAACUCAGGAUCUGCGGGGCCACCAGCAACGACAGGAGGCCGUUAUAGAACGCGAGUCCAUUAACAACGAAGAGUUUGCAUAUCAACAGAAUCUGAUUAGGGAGCGAGACCGAGAAAUAUCUCAGAUAGAGAGCGGAAUUGUAGAGCUGAACGGAAUAUUUCAGGAUUUGAGUAAUAUAGUGCAAGAACAGGGCCACAUGGUAGACAAUAUCGAGAGCAACAUCUAUUCAGUUGCGAACAGCACCCAAACAGCCGCCAAGGAACUCUCAAAAGCUUUGAGUUCUCAGCGGCAUGCCAACAAAUGGUGCAUUUACAUGCUCUUGGUCGUGUCAUUCAUGCUACUGAUUAUGGUAUUAAUAGUGGCUACAUAG